This is a messenger RNA of Protobothrops mucrosquamatus (brown spotted pit viper), 702 nucleotides long. It is a transcript of the gene RAB35, whose product is annotated as RAB35, member RAS oncogene family. The record is from RefSeq and is a predicted model, not a curated record. The transcript has 6 exons. Lineage: Eukaryota; Metazoa; Chordata; Lepidosauria; Squamata; Viperidae. Gene Ontology annotation, biological process: endocytic recycling. Gene Ontology annotation, molecular function: GTP binding; GTPase activity. Bases 1 to 702 code for a protein of 233 amino acids. Gene Ontology annotation, cellular component: endosome membrane; plasma membrane.
AUGGAGGGCAGCUUGUGUUUGGGCACGGACGGGCGAAUUGGAGGAGGAAGAGGAAGUGGUGGCUACAUCCUGUUCUGUAGAAGUCUUUGUCUCUUAGACACCAAGGAAAACAUCCUUCCUGACCUUGACAUUCUCCUCCUUGGGGAGGGUGUCGGCAAGAGCAGUUUGCUGCUGCGUUUUGCAGACAACACCUUCUCAGGCAGUUACAUUACCACAAUUGGGGUCGACUUCAAAAUUCGGACCGUUGAAAUCAAUGGGGAAAAAGUCAAGUUACAGAUCUGGGACACUGCGGGACAGGAGCGCUUCCGGACUAUCACCUCAACGUACUACCGAGGCACCCACGGGGUCAUUGUGGUUUACGAUGUCACGAGCGCGGAGUCUUUCGUGAAUGUCAAGCGGUGGUUGCAUGAAAUAAACCAGAACUGCGACGAUGUGUGCCGGAUAUUAGUUGGCAAUAAGAACGAUGAUCCAGAACGGAAAGUGGUGGAGAUGGAAGACGCCUAUAAAUUUGCUGGGCAGAUGGGCAUCCAGCUGUUUGAGACCAGUGCCAAGGAGAACAUUAAUGUGGAAGAGAUGUUCAACUGCAUCACGGAGUUGGUUCUUCGGGCUAAGAAGGACAACCUCGCAAAACAGCAGCAGCAGCAACAGAACGACGUGGUGAAACUCACAAAGAACAGUAAACGGAAGAAGCGGUGCUGCUAA